AGUUGAGUGAAUAAAUUGACAUGUCCUUCUUCUCAGAAUCAAUACAUUAGAUAUAUUUCGAUUAAUUCUAUAAAGCUCAAUCUUAAUAGAAAUACAAUAUAAAUAAUGAAUUGCAUCUACCAUAUACAAAAUCCAGUAUCGUUUAUAUGCAUAGCAACUCACAAGUGUGAAUUGGACAGAAAAAUGUGUGUAGAAUGCCAAAAAGAGCAUGGCGUGGAUUAGUAAUAAACACUUCCUCUAAAAAAGUUUGAAGAAAUUGUCAAAAAUAAUUUUAAAGAGUUUCAGCUAGAUGAUACAUCUGAAUUAACAAAAGAGAGAAUGAAAUGUAAAUCCAUGCUCUCUCAAACAGAAAGUUCAAUCAAGAAUGUUUUGGAUGAGAUAUCAAAAUUAUUCAAAUAAACAUUUGAUAGGAUUGAAUAGGAAAGUAAAUCGUUCACUAAUCUAAUCAAUGAUAAUCCUAAUUUAGCCAGCAUUUCCAAUAUUGAAUUAAAUGAAUUAGUUGAAAUUUUAUAAGGGAACAUUCUAAAUAAAUUUACAAAUUAGAAAAAAUUAUAUUUGGAUAGGUUGGAAAGAUCAAGGUUUUGGUGGGAACAAGAAGUUAAGGAUUUUGGCGAGAGGUUGACAACAGUAAUGAAUGAAUUUAUAUAAUAUUUCAGGUAAUAAUUUAAUAAUUUUCAAAGUGUUAAACCAGUUAGCCUCGAUGCCGAUCAUAAAUUAGUAUUAGAGAAGAAUUUACUAAUAUAAGAAUUAAAGGAAUUAAAGUAGUUAUUAAAUAAUUAAAUUAGAAAUUAAAUGAUUUGUUAGGAAAUGGAAUUAGAUAUCCUAAAAUUUGGGGAUACGAAUAUCACUUUAAAUGUCAAAAGUUUUAGUACAAAUCUAAGUUCAACGUUCUAGAUGUAAUUAAAGGAUAGUGUAAGUGACCUUUAUAUUAAGGCAGUUUAACAUGGAAUUCAGUAUUAAAUUAUUUAUAUCUUAGCAAAGGAUCACCUUAAGAUUGUUGUUUACUUGUGCCAUCUAAAAAUAUCAAAUAUGCUUUAACUGAAUGGAAUAGAAAAUUAUACGAAAUUUUUAUACCAAAUGAUUACACUAACAAGAUAAUAAAAGUAGAAUUUAGUUAGUCUAGAUGAUCUGAUAGAAUGAAG
Molecule: messenger RNA, 1142 nt
Organism: Paramecium octaurelia
Lineage: Eukaryota; Ciliophora; Oligohymenophorea; Peniculida; Parameciidae
Source: the annotation of a GenBank genome assembly